AUGAACUUUCCAUGGUUGAUUGGUGGAGAUUUUAAAGUCAUUAUGAAUGAUGAGGAGAAGAUUGGAGGUUUUCCAGUAUAUCCAAAUGAAUAUGAAGACUUUGCCUUUUGCAUGAAUUCUUGUGAAUUGAAUGAAGUGGGAUUUAGAGGUAGUCCUUUCACUUGGUGGAAUGGAAGAGCUGGUCAAGAUUGCAUCUUCAAAAGACUAGAUAGAAUUAUAGUCUAUCAACAACUCCAAGAUUGGUUUGGAACUUUGAACAUGGAUUACUUGUCUAGAACUGGAUCAGAUCAUGCACCAUUAUUGUUAUCAGCUGGUGAACAAGUUCAACAAUUUCAUAAGCAUUUCAGAUUUUUAAAGUUCUGGCUGGAGCAAGAUUCAUUUAUGCAAGUAGUGGAAGAUUUUUGGAAUACGACUACUUGGUUGACAAUAAGGGAAGACAUUGUUAAGAUAAAGGAGCCACUGUUUGAGGAAUUUCCUUCAGAAGAGAAUAGAAUGGUGCUUCAAAAGGCUCAGGCUGAGUUCAAGAAAUAUUUGCAUUUUGAGGAGGAAAUUUGGAGACAAAAAGCUGAAGGAGAAUGGAAAGAAGAUGAUGAUCAAAUUGCAGUAGGAGCAAUUGGCUUUUACCAGAGUCAAUUUACACAAGAAGAGACAUCUCAAGACUGUAGAUUGUUAGAUCUUAUUGCUCCUAAAGUGACACGGGAGCAAAAUUCCAUUCUAUGUGCUAUGCCAACCCUGGAAGAAUUGAAAAAUGUUGUUUUUGCAUUAUUAGGUGAUAGUGCUUGUGGACCUGGUGGAUUUUCUAGUAUCUUUUAUCAAAAGUGUUGGAAUAUAGUAGGAGCAGAUGUGUAUAAUGUAGUGAAAGCUUUGUAUGAAGGUCAGACUCUUCCUAAAUCUAUCACUCAUAUAAACUUGGUUUUACUGCCAAAGAAAUCUUUCAUUAACACUUUUUCUGAUUUAAGGCCAAUAAGUCUCAGUAACUUUAUCAACAAGGUGAUUUCUAGAGUGAUUCAUGAUAAGCUAGAAUCAGUUUUACCUUCCUUAAUCUCUGCUAAUCAAUCUGGAUUUUUAAAAGGGAGAAACAUCAUUGAGAAUGUGUUACUUACUCAAGAGUUGGUAGCUCAUAUUAGAAAGAGGGGGAAACCAGCUAAUGUGAUCAUUAAACUGGAUAUGGAAAAGGCAUAUGAUAGAUUUUCUUGGAGAUUUCUUAUUCAGGUCAUAAGGAGAAUGGGAUUUACAGAUAUAGGAGUUAAGCAAGGUGAUCCCCUAUCUCCAGCUUUGUUCAUAUUGACAGCUGAGGUCCUGUCUAUUUCUCUGAACACAUUGUUUGAUAAUAGCAUGUUUAGAGGGUAUGGGAUGCCAAAGUGGAGUGCAAAGUUGAACCAUCUUUCUUAUGCUGAUGAUACCAUAAUUUUUGCUUCUGCUAAAAAAGAAUCUUUACAAAUGAACAUGGGGGUUUUGCAUGCUUAUGAGAAGGGGUCAGGGCAGAAAAUUAAUACAGACAAGAGUGCAUUUUAUAUACAUGCAAAAGUGGCUACUGAGUUGAGUCAGGAUGUGCAUCAGAUAUCUGGUUUUCAUAGGGGUGAAUUUCCUUUUACCUAUUUGGGAUGUCCUAUCUUUCAUGCAAGGAGACAAAAAUUGUUUUAUAAGGAUAUGUUGAAGAAAGUCAGAGAUAAAUUACAAGCUUGGAAAGGAAAAUUACUUUCAUUUGGUGGAAAAGUAGUGUUGAUCACUAGUGUAUUGCAAAGUAUUCCUAUAUACUUGUUAUCUGCAAUGGUUCCACCUAAAUGUGUCAUCAAAGAGCUGCACAAGUUAUUUAACAGGUUUUUUUGGCAAACAAAGGAGGAUGGCAGAAGUAAAUGCUGGUCAGAAUGGGAGAAGAUGUGCUUUCCAAAGAAAGAAGGUGGAGUUGGCUUCAGAUCUUUGUUUGACAUCUCCAAAGCUUUAUUUGCUAAACUUUGGUGGAGGUUUAGAAAAAGUAACACAAGGUGGGUAAGUUUCAUAUGGAAUAAGUACUGCAAGAGAUUUAGACCUACUGUGGUUCAAUGGAAAGGUGGAGGAUCACAAACUUGGAAAAUGAUGUUACAAGCAAGGGAUGACAUGGAGCAUAAAAUUUGGUGGGAACCACAGAAUUGUUCUUCUUCUGUCUGGUUUGAUAAUUGGACUAAAUUAGGGGCUUUGAGUGAUUACUUACCAUCUCAAUAUCAGUUAGAUGAAUCUGUUGAUGAACUGAUGAUUGAAGAUGGAAACAAGUUCUGGGAAAUUCUUGUUAAAAGUGCAUGGGAUCUUCUCAGACAAAAAGCAACAAUUUCUCCUCAUUAUGAGAAACUCUGGAUAAAAGGAGUGUCCUAUAAGGUGUCAUUUUUCUUAUGGAGAAUAUGGUUUCAGAAAUUGCCAAUAGAUAAUGUGCUGAAGAGAAUGAGGAUAUCAAUAGUGUCAAGAUGCUGCUAUUGUCAUAUUCAGGAAGAAACAAUGGAUCAUUUAUUCAUAUUAGGUCCUUUGGCUAGCAAGAUAUGGAAAUACUUUGCAGCUGCAGCAGGUAUCAUAACUCCUUUGAUUGAAACCAUUAUACCAAGCAGCUCCAGCAUUGAUCAUGUGGCAGAUAUGGAAGAGCAGAAAUACACUGAGACAUAUAAAGCAUCAAAAGGGAAUCCAGGUCCUAGUUCUGCAGCUUUCUGUAUUAGAAAUCAUGAAGGAGAUCUGAUAUAUGCAAAAGCUAAGAGAUUGACAAACAUCACAAACCUGGUGGUAGAAGCAAUUGCUAUAGAGGAAGGAUUAGAAUAUUGUUUUGAUCAGCAGCUCUUGCCAGUAAUCUUGGAAACUGAUUCAUUGACAAUGAAGAAAGUCUUGGAUGGGAUAUGGGAAGUUCCUUGGAACAUAUCAUUGGUAGUUCAAAGGAUCCAACACAUGAAGAAAGACCAAGCAGUUCAAGUGGAGCAUGUUUUGAGAGACGGGAACUGCUUAGAAGAUUGUUUUGCUAACUUAGUUUUUGAUUUUACAGUGUCUACUGCAAACAGCACACAAGCUAAUUCUGAUCAAAUACAAAAACUGGUUGCUUCUGAUAUUGGCAUCAUCAGCAGAUUGAUUCAACUUCAUCCAUAA
Molecule: messenger RNA, 3099 nt
Organism: Lycium ferocissimum
Lineage: Eukaryota; Viridiplantae; Streptophyta; Magnoliopsida; Solanales; Solanaceae
Exons: 8
Coding region: 1-3099 (1032 amino acids)
Molecular function (GO): RNA-DNA hybrid ribonuclease activity; nucleic acid binding
Source: RefSeq, a predicted model, not a curated record